This is a messenger RNA of [Candida] anglica, 4728 nucleotides long. The record is from the annotation of a GenBank genome assembly. NCBI's taxonomy places the organism in Eukaryota, Fungi, Ascomycota, Pichiomycetes, Serinales, Debaryomycetaceae.
AUGAAACAUGGGUUGAAAGUUCAAAUUUCGGAUUAUGACUCGUACCAAGAAACACUGCUGAGCCUUGAUCAACUAAGCUCACAAGUUAGCAGAGUUCCGAUAAUUCGAGUCUAUGGUUCAAUAUCAAUUCCCAUAGAGUCAAAUUCAGAUACUCAUGCUACAUCACUGCUGCUGGUAGAUCAAACCAGCACUCAUUCUCAUAACAUUUUGUUACAUGUACAUAACUAUUAUCCGUAUUUAUAUGUAGAUUGUAUUGAAGAGAAACCCGAUGUGAUCAAGUUGAUCCAACAAUUGGAGUCUUGCCUUCGGAAUAAUGUGGGGAAAAGAAAGCGUAGAAAAAAAGUUGAUGAUGAUGACGAUCAUUUUGAGAGUGAGAGUGAAGAUGGAGAUGGAGAUGGAGAUGAUGACGACACAUGUGGAAGAAGAAAAUAUAUUGCCAAUGUAUCGAUUUGUAAAGGUACUCCAAUCUAUGGAUUCCAUGUAGGAUACAAGCCAGUAUACAAGAUCUCCUUACUCUCUCCACUGUACAAGACUACCUUAUUCCGCUUGAUAGACGAGGGUAUAAUACCAUUUGGGCCUCGGAAACAAAAGAGAAACGUUUAUGAGUCUCAUAUCCCAUAUCUUUUACAAUUUUUGGUUGAUUUCAAUCUAUUUGGAUGUAGUUGGAUGAACAUCUCGAAUUGUUAUUGGAGAACUCCCAUAUUGAACAAAACAUAUAAACUGAUGGAUUUGGAUCCAUUACGUGAAUAUUUGAGUACUAGAGUUCAUAAAAAGAACGUUUUAUCUACUUUGAAAUAUCCUAGAAUUGGUAACUCAAUUUUAGAAGCAGAUAUUAUCACGGAUUCUAUUUUAAACAGAGAUUUAUUGUCUCAGCAACAUCUACAUGACAAAUUAAACGUACUAGAAAGUCCUGAAAUUAGUUCUCAAGUGAAAAAUCUUUCAUCUUUAGAUCAUUUAUUCAAGGAUUUGGCAUAUCAAUGUAAAAUCAGAGGCUCAAAUUUAUCCUUGGGAUCCCAGAUCAAAACUGACGUAGGAUUAAGCACAAAGUGGAGUAAUCAACAAGAAUUGGAUGAAUUACUCGAGUACGUGACUACUAGAGGAACAACGGGUUCUAAAAAGCACUUGGAGACUGCUGAAGAUUAUAAUGUAAAAUAUUUUGAAAAUGAUAUCAAGUAUCCUACAACAUUUGAGUCAAUUGAUAUCGAGAAAGGGAUGAUGAGCAGUGGAGGUAUAUACCUGAUUGAGCGAGAUCUAGAGAAAUGGGAAGAAUUCAAAGAAAUAGAAUGGGAUGAAAAUGAUAUGGUGAGGAAUGAAGAAUCUACCAAAGAUGAAUUAGAUAAUGUCGUUGAAAAACUGGAGAAAGUUGUUGAAGGAGUAAAUGAUAUUGGAGUAGAAGAACUUCAAGAAGACGAGGAAGAAGGAAAAGCCGAGAACAAAGUCAGUGACAACCUGAAAAGUAUACAAAGAGUUGACAAUGAAUUUGAAAGCAUAAUAUUUUCUGAUUCAGAAGAAGCUGGAGAAGUCGAAACCCAAAGUUCACCCAUCAUCGAGGGGGACGCUUCAUUAUCCGAUGAACCAGAUCAUGAAUUCACCGUAAGUCAAAUGGAUCAGGACUUUUUAAUGGAAAUAACUCAAAGACCAAAGAGGACCCAUUCAGAUGCAUUUGAAAAUUUAUCUGAAUGUGAAGCAUCGACCCCUAACACUACCCUUGAACCACUUUCUUCCAAUACGUUUAUCUCUAUACCACCGACUGAAAUUAGGAAACAAAACAUCAUGAAAUCAUUUGAAAUGAAUGGAGUACUUAAGGUCGAAUAUCAAGAUCCACAUUAUGACAACGAGAAGGAUCUUCCAACUAAAGCAUUCAUAUUUGCCAAUAAAAAGAUUUCUGUACCAUGCAUAACGAACGAAUCAGCCCCUCAAGUAAUUAUUGAUAAUCAAAGCAUUUCUAAAUCAGUGAAGGAAACAAUAAAUAAUACAGCGGUCAGACGGACUUUGUUCAAAUCAAAGAUAGUAAAUGAAAGAGAAUCUUCAUGGAUAUAUCGUCGGCAACCUCCACUGAAGCAAUCAAUUUUGCAAUGGAUCAAGGCAGAACCUAAACGGAAACAAAAAUCUGAACAAAAAUCACAAUUGGAAAGAUACACUGCUUCUAAUGAUUUUAAAUUUUCAUAUCAAUCACAGAAAACUACUAGAAAACCAGAUGGAUAUAACUUCUUAACCAGUUUUAACCUUGAGAUUCAGACUUAUACUAGAUCUACGAGUUUACCUGACCCGAAAAAGGAUGCCAUAAAUAUGAUAUUCUACCAUUUUGAUGACCCCAAUAGAAUGUAUGAUUCCAGUGAGAUUAAGGAAAAGAAAAGGGGCACCUUAGUAUACUUGGAGCCUAGUGUUGAUCAUUUAUCUUUAACAAUGGAAAAAUUUCCUAAUGUUGAAGUGUUUUACUGUGAGAAGGAAAUGAUCAUCAAGCUUCAAGGGUUAGUUAGGUACUUUGACCCAGAUAUUCUCUGUGGGUAUGAAAUUAACGCAGCAUCUUGGGGUUACAUUAUAGAACGGUUUAGGUAUGAGUAUGACAUCAACCUAUGCUUCGAGCUCAGUAGAUGUACAUAUAAAAGUAAUGGGAAAGUCGGGGACCGGUGGGGGUAUACCCAUACAUCCAACAUUAAAAUUCUGGGUCGUCAUAUGCUAAACAUUUGGAGAACUUUACGGUCUGAAUUAAGUUUAACAAAUUAUUCAAUUGAGAAUGUAGCGUACCACUUAUUACACCAAACUGUUCCAAGAUAUUCUCAAUUACAACUAUCUUCAUGGUUCCAUAGUGAUAAUCAACCGUUGAUGUAUCUGGUGAUAAAUUACUUCAAUAAUCGGUUGGAUAUAUCUCUGAAGCUACUACAAGUACAAGAAACUAUUCCUCGAAAUGCAGAACAAUCUAGAUUAAUCGGUGUUGACUUCUAUUCAAACUUUUAUAGAGGGUCUCAGUAUAAAGUUGAAUCCAUCUUAUGUCGACUUGCCAAGAAGGAAAAUUUCCUAUUAAAUUCCCCUUCAAAGCAACAAGUUCAUGACAUGAGAUCUCUUGAAUGUAUUCCCUUAGUGAUGGAACCAGAGUCAAAUUUCUACAAAUCUCCUCUUAUUGUUUUAGAUUUUCAAUCUUUGUACCCAUCGGUGAUGAUAGCUUAUAACUAUUGUUACAGUACUUUAAUUGGGAAAUUGAAAGGAUUUGAUCCUUCUAAAAGGAAUGGUGUAGGCUAUUUGAAGCAUUUACCAUUACCUCCUGGGCUUGUCAACUUAUUACAGGAAGAUAUAAAUGUGUCACCUAAUGGUUAUAUGUUUGUUAAUUCUAAAGUUAGGAAAAGUGUAUUAGCCAAGAUGUUGGAAGAAAUAUUGGAUAUUAGGAUAAAUGUCAAAUCAGUUAUGAAAAUGUUUGGGAAUGAAGAUCCCGAAUUGAUGAAAUUGUAUAACUCAAGGCAAUUAGCUUUGAAAUUGAUUGCCAAUGUUACUUAUGGAUACACCAGUGCAACAUUUAGUGGGAGAAUGCCGAAUUCGGAUAUUUCAGAUGCAAUUGUAUCUACCGGACGUGAAUUAUUAACCCAAUCAAUUGAUAUUAUCGAGAGUUUCACAGAAUGGGGUGCUAAAGUUGUUUAUGGUGAUACAGAUUCAUUGUUUGUAUAUUUACCGGGUAAAACUAAAGAAGAUGCAUUUACCAUUGGUCGAGAAAUGGCUGAAAAAAUUACAAACAUGUUCCCCAAUCCAAUUAAAUUGAAAUUUGAGAAAGUUUAUCAUCCAUGCUUAUUAUUGAGUAAGAAACGUUAUGUUGGUUACAGUUAUGAAUAUGAAAGUCAAAAAGUACCCAAGUUUGAUGCAAAGGGAAUUGAGACAAUUCGAAGAGAUGGAAUUCCCGCUCAACAAAUCAUCAUGGAAAGGAGUUUAAGAAUGUUAUUUGAAACUCAAAACUUGUCAUUAAUUAAGAAAUAUGUUAUGGACCAAUUUCAUAAAGUUAUGAUUAAUAAGGUACCAGUGAUGGAUUUUUGCUUUGCCAAAGAAGUUCGACAUGGUACAUAUAAGAAUGAAAAAUAUUUACCACCAGGAGCAGUGUUAGCCAAACAGAAAGUUAGCAAUGAUGCAAGGAGUGAGCCACAAUACAGAGAAAGGGUACCAUAUUUGGUUAUUCAAGACUCUCAUAAACAAAGAAUCAAAGAUAGAUGUGUACUGCCAGAAGACUUUGUAGCAUCUUUCCAAGAAGACAAUCAGACUUACAAAUUAGAUGAUACAUACUAUAUAACCAGAGUAUUGAUCCCUCCGCUUGAACGAGUGUUCAAUUUGAUUGGAGUUGAUGUGAAGUCGUGGUACAAGGAAUUACCUCAAAUUGCUUAUGGGAUGAGAGAUAGCAGCAAAGCUGCUCUAGGGAAAUUCGUUAGAUCAUACUCAUGUAUUAGAUGUCUGAAGAAAUUAAAUUUAAAAAUAUCAGAAUAUUUAUGCUCGGAAUGUUUACAAGAUGAGAUUCAAACAGUCUCACAGUUGAAAUAUACCAUACAAGAAAACGAAAGGGACAAGAUACGAGUGAAUUCAGCUUGUAAAACAUGCGUGAACCGAGGUUGUGGACCCUUAGGAAGUGCUAUAGAAGAGUUUCUGCAAAGAUGUGAGAAUUUCAAUUGUAAAGUAUAUUUUGAAAAAUUGAAGGUCAAUAAUGAAAAGAGGAAAAUCAGUUUAAGGAAUUUAAAGAUAUUGGAGGAUUGGUAA